Manihot esculenta (cassava) is the source of this 734-nucleotide messenger RNA. Its product is annotated as protein BIC1. The record is from RefSeq and is a predicted model, not a curated record. Gene Ontology annotation, biological process: blue light signaling pathway. The transcript has a single exon. Bases 92 to 526 code for a protein of 144 amino acids. NCBI's taxonomy places the organism in Eukaryota, Viridiplantae, Streptophyta, Magnoliopsida, Malpighiales, Euphorbiaceae.
AUUAUUACUUCCCCAUUCAUUCUCUUGCUUUCCUUCCCCACACAACAAUUAAUUCUUUCAAAAACCCUCUUCUCUUCAUUCUCACUCAAACAUGGAUCUCUCAUCUAACAACCAUGAAUCCAACACCUCCACAACCAAAACCACACCGAGCUGCCUGCCGCUUCUUGAAUCUCCGGCCAAAAUCAACAUGGAUUCUAAGCCUGAUCACGAGAAUCCACUCGGAGCACAAUAUCAGUCGUCUCCACGUAGCUCAUUUUCAUCUCCUGGUCCUGGACAAUAUCUUGUUGAUAGCAAAGACAAGGAGAAGGAUGGAGGGAGAGAGCGAUUGAAGAGGCAUCGAGAAGAGGUGGCCGAAAAGGUGAUGAUACCGGAUAAAUGGAGUCAGGAGAAUUUUCUAAUGGAUUGGAUUGAUUAUUCUUCGUUUGAUAAGAUUUUAGCUCCUAAUGGAAUUGCAUCAGCUCGUGAAGCUCUAAUGGCUGAUGGACGACGUAGAGCUCAAAGACUUAGGAUAGAAAGUAGGUGUUGAAUUUAAUUUCAGUAUUAUAAUGAGGACAAUAUCGUCUUCUUGCCUUUGUAAAGUAUGCAUGAAAUCUUGAAUUUUCACUUUUUGUUCAUGAAAUUGUCCUGAUCUUCCGCAAAGAAAAAGAAAAAAUCGAAGGAAGCUUAGGCUGAAGUUCAGUUUGGGAUUAAUUGAUAAGCUAAAACAUUAAUUAAAAAAAAAAAAAAGAGAAAAA